Molecule: messenger RNA, 750 nt
Organism: Anthostomella pinea
Lineage: Eukaryota; Fungi; Ascomycota; Sordariomycetes; Xylariales; Xylariaceae
Source: the annotation of a GenBank genome assembly
AUGGCCACCUUCCACCCCUUCAACCGCUUCCCCAUCGAGUUGCGCCAAGCCAUCUGGGACGUCUAUCUCGACUAUGAAUGCAACAAGGGCCGUCUGGUGCUCCUCCUUGGAGAUGCACGACGCGUCAGGCCGACUGAGCACCUCCGAUCCCCCCUAUUGUCAGUCAACCGCGAGUCUCGCGACUACGCGCUGAAGAUGUGGUACACCGUUGCGCUUCCUGUCUUUCCCACUGUGCCGAUCCCCCUAGAGUGGACUGAGAUAGUCUCGUCCGAGAUCAUGUCUGACUUUUGGGCCCUCCAUCGCAUGGUGAACCCGACCGAAGUGCCAGGCGACGCACAGGGCACCAUCCACAUCAGCCCGACGCAUGAUACGUUCUUGCUCGUUGACAGCAUCGACUGGGCCAUCUUCCAGAAGAAAAAGCUCAAAACCGGCACCAUUGGCCAGCUUGUGCCCGAACGCCGAAUCACGGGACCCCUGCCGUUGGACGUCUGCGCCAAAAUUCUCAAGUCGAUGGACGUCUACGAAUACUGCAUCGACGAGCAGACGGGGAGAUACACAGACGAGAAUGACGAACGGUUUCCCGAACCGAUAAAUUUCUGCCAACUGAGCAUCAAGGACCUGGUGGCCAAAUACGAGAAGAACGGGAUGAUCUAUUACAAGAAGAAGUUCAUGGAGCUUCAGACGGACGGACAAGCGAAGGACGUGUGGAAGUCUCGUUUCGCGCACUCCUCAGACAUGGAAUAUCGCUAG